Endocarpon pusillum Z07020 is the source of this 327-nucleotide messenger RNA. RefSeq lists its product as uncharacterized. NCBI's taxonomy places the organism in Eukaryota, Fungi, Ascomycota, Eurotiomycetes, Verrucariales, Verrucariaceae. Gene Ontology annotation, molecular function: DNA-directed RNA polymerase activity. The transcript has a single exon. Gene Ontology annotation, biological process: DNA-templated transcription. The record is from RefSeq and is a predicted model, not a curated record. Bases 1 to 327 code for a protein of 108 amino acids. Gene Ontology annotation, cellular component: RNA polymerase III complex; RNA polymerase I complex; RNA polymerase II, core complex.
AUGUCCGAGCCCAUCCUCUUCGAAGAUGCCUUCUCCAUACUCAGCGUCAACAGUCAGAAGUACGAGCGCGUCUCUCGAAUCGCGGCAACCAGCAACGACCAGCAGAUCUCGCUCACGCUCGAUGUCAACACCGAGCUGUACCCGGUAAACGUCAGUGACCGGGUACAGAUCGCCCUGGCUCUCACGUUAAACCUCGACGGAAGCAAGGACGAUACCAAAGGGUGGAGGGAUGUUGGGUUGGGGGAGAGGAGUCUAGCGGACGAAUACGACUAUGUGUGCCAUGGCAAGAUCUACAGGUUUGAGGAGGGCAAUCAAGAUGAUAUGUGA